Molecule: messenger RNA, 722 nt
Organism: Canariomyces notabilis
Lineage: Eukaryota; Fungi; Ascomycota; Sordariomycetes; Sordariales; Chaetomiaceae
Exons: 1
Coding region: 234-662 (142 amino acids)
Source: RefSeq, a predicted model, not a curated record
GUUCCCCCAUUCACUACGCUUCUCUUGAUCUCUUACAUUACCGUCUAUAUAAUCCACCAGCCUUGUUCCUUGAUGGCAGUUUUCCUUGUGAGUCGUGCACAGCUGCUCGAAACUUCUUGGUGUUUUCUGCUCCUAUCAAUCAACACAAUUCAAGGACAAGGUACGUACCUUGGCUUCAUUACAGGUACCUCUUUCCAGGUUUGAACCAUCCUUGUUCAUCUCCAUCACCACAUAUGAUUACCAGCCUCGCUGCUUCCAGAUUGGGCUUCCUUUGCCACGUGCCUGCCAGCUGUUUUAAUCUUCCGGCUGGCUUCCACUUCUUCGUUCAGACAACUCGUUCCUUCCCUGCCAUUACCUCUUUCCGCCGUUCUUUCCUGUUUACCUCUUCUCACCGUUCUUCCCUGCCAUUACCUCAACUUUUCAACCGCUCUCCUCUCCCAUCACCACAUGCAAUCGCCAGUCCGAUUGUCUGCCAACAGCCUGACGUUAGACAUUCCGUGACGGUCAAAUACCUAUUCUCACGACUGUAUUCCUCGUCUUUCAACCUCGUCGCUGCCCUAUCCCACUGGUGUUCUCCGGCGACUUCUUUCCCUUCAUUGAACGACUACCUUGGUCGGUGCGCCAUUUCUUUCGCGGGGUAUCUCCAGUUGUUUUGUUUCUGACUACCCGUAUAAUUCAACUUUCAUUCCCCUUCAAUUGCCUCUGCUUUGUCGGGUCUUUGA